AUGAACGAAAAUGAAACGAAAAAAAGAAUUCGUAAUUGUGUUUUUAACGAUGAAUGGUUAAAAGAUCAAAUAUUUUCUGAUUGGAUCGCUAAACACAAUAACCCUAAUAAAGCACGAUGUAUAUUAUGUCAGACAGUUUUUAGUGUUAAGUAUGAUGGCGUUAAAGCUGUAAAAACACAUCAAGAAUCAAAAAAACAUGAAGAAUCCGUCAAUUCUAUAAAUAAAUCGUCCACUAUAAAAAAGUUUUUUCCUACAAAGAAUGAUAAAGAUGAAGACAAAAUAGCAGCCGUUGAACUGAGUAAGUGUUUUCAUGUAGUUAAACACCAUCAUAGCUAUCUUUCCAGCGAUUGUGGAGUAAAAUUAGAGUCGAAACAUUUCUCAGAUUCAACGAUAGCUAAUAAAGUCCACCUGGGUAGAACGAAAAUGGAAGCUAUCGUCAAAAAUGUACUAUGUCCGUUCGCUAUUGAAAAAGCAGUAAUAAAACUCAAAUGUCCUACUCCUAUUCCCUUUUCUAUAUCUACAGACGCUUCAAAUAAGGGAAAUAGAAAAUUUUUUCCAUUAGCGGUUAGGUUAUUUAAUUUUGAAGACGGAGUGAAAGAUUACCUUUUAGACUUUUACGAGGAACCAAACGAAUCUUCACAGUCAAUUUUUGACACGAUUACUUCUGCAAUUGAAUCUCUUGGCUUAGAUAUAAAAAAUAUAACAGCUUUUGGUGCCGAUAAUGCCUCUGUUAAUUAUGGAAAACAUUGUUCGGUCUUCGAAAAAUUAAAAAAUAAAAAAUCCAAUAUAAUUAAAGCUAAUUGUAACUGUCAUGUGAUUCAUAACGCAGCAAAGCAUUCCAUGAAAGUUAUAAAAUACGAUGUAGAAACGUUGGUAUUAAAAGUUUUUAAUGAAUUUUCUAUGAGCUCCAAAAGAGUAGAUGAACUUAAAGAAUGUUUCGAAUUUGUACAACAGGACUAUCAUAAUGUAUUGCGACAUAUUCCGGUGAGAUGGCUGAGUUUGUUUAAUGCCGUGGACCGAUUAAUUUUAAAUUGGAAUGCAAUUAAAACUUAUUUUAUAAAAAAAGGAAAAAAUGAAUGUGAUAAAAUCAUAUGGACAUUUAUUGAAGAUCAGAAAAAUGAACUUUCUGAACAGUUAACUUUAAGAGAAUGUUACAUUUGGUUUGUUCAUCAUGUGUUGUCCAUUUUUCAAAAACAUAUUUUAAUAUUAGAAAAAAAUAAUUUAAACGCUCCAGAAGUCUAUGAUGUAAUGUUAAGUUUAAGAUCUCAAAUUUUAAAUCGUAAAAAUGAUAAUUUCUUUGGAAUUGCAGUAACUACACGAUUACCUAAUCUUACUAGCAAAGAAAACGAUGCAUUUAAAUCUGAUGCUCUACAUACUUACAAACGUGCAUUAGAAUACCUCGAAAAAUGGUUUGAUUAUGAAAACUCUCCAUUCAAAAUGUUUUCGUGUUUGAAAUUAAGUGAAUUACCUAAAUUAACAGAUUUACUCGAUCUGGCCAAAUUAAUUAAGGUUCAUGUCAAUGGAGAUGAACUGUAUGAAGAGCUUAAUUUGAUAAAGUUAUUACCAAAUGAUAUCCUAAAUAACACAGAAUUCACUAGUUCGGAAAAAUGGGUAAAAUUUUUCCAAUCAUCUACUGCACAAUUAAAAAAUAUUAAACAAAUUGUACAGUAUGUAUUCUCGGUGCCGUGUAGCAAUGCAUUUGUUGAACGCGUUUUUAGCCACAUGAAUAGUUUGUGGACAGAUGAGCGCAAUCGAUUAGGAAUUGAUACAGUUAAAGCCGAACUAGUCAUAAGAAAUAACAUAACAUACAAUUGUUCAGAGUUUUUUGAUCAAAUACAAAAUGAAAAACAUUUAUUAAACGCCGUGAAAAAUGCCGCUAAAUAUAAAUUUAAAAGUUUACAAUAG
This is a messenger RNA of Macrosiphum euphorbiae (potato aphid), 1905 nucleotides long. The record is from the annotation of a GenBank genome assembly. NCBI's taxonomy places the organism in Eukaryota, Metazoa, Arthropoda, Insecta, Hemiptera, Aphididae.